Miscanthus lutarioriparius is the source of this 1089-nucleotide messenger RNA. The record is from the annotation of a GenBank genome assembly. NCBI's taxonomy places the organism in Eukaryota, Viridiplantae, Streptophyta, Magnoliopsida, Poales, Poaceae.
AUGCCUCUGCCUAUUGCCACCGUUGACGCCAAGGGUCGGCAGGCGCAUGGUGCAGCCGUGCUCGCCAUUGGCACGGCUAACCCAACUAGCUGCGUGCCACAGGAAGAGUAUGCCGAUUGGUACUUCCGGGUCACCAAAUCCGAGCACCUCCGCGAGCUCAAGGCGAAGAUGGAGAGGAUAUGUCAAAAAUCUCGAAUAAAGAAGCGCUACUUCCAUGACAUGGAGGACACAUUGCUCAAACACCCAGAAUUGGUGGACAGCGCGCUGCCGUCGCUGGACGCCCGGCAGAGCAUACUGGCCUCCACCAUGCCAGAGGUCGCCGCGGCCGCAGCUGCGCGGGCCAUUGCAGAGUGGGGCCGCCCAGCUGCCGACAUCAUCCACCUGGUCUUCUCGACCAGCUCAGGCGCGCACAUGCCGGGCGCUGACCUCCGGCAUGCGUCACUCCUGGAUCUCCGCCCAACGGUGCAGCGUACGAUGAUGUAUAUGAAUGGCUGCUCUGCGGCCUCCGCCGCGCUCCGUGUCGCCAAGGACAUUGCUGAGAACAACCAUGGCGCCCGCGUGCUAGUGGCUGCUGCCGAUCACACGCUCAUCAACUUCCGCGCACCGCAUGAGGACCACCCCGAGACCCUCAUCAUGCAAGCCUUGUUCGGCGACAGCGCGGCCGCCGUCAUCGUUGGCUCUGUCAGCAGCGGCACCGGUGGGCAUGCCAAUGGCCACCAGAUGUCAGGCGUUGAGCACCCGCUCUUCGAGAUGUUGUCCGCUUCCCAGACUGUGGUGCCCAACAGCGAGGACGCCGCAGCGGGGAAACUCACCGAAGACGGCCUCGUGUUCUGCCCAUCCCCUAAGAUGCCGGCACUGCUGCGGCAGCCUGUAGAACAGUGCCUGGUCGACGCCGUCAUCGGCAUGCUCGGAUCAGGUGGCAGCUCGAACUGGAAUGACCUCUUCUGGGCGGUGCACCCCGGUGGGCCAGCUAUCCUUGACAGCGUUGAAGCAGCGCUGGCGCUGGCGCCAGGGAAGCUGGGGGCGAGCAGGCACGUGUUGAGCGAGUACGGCAACUUGGCAGGAGGAUGGGCUCCGGCGCCAGCAUGA